Molecule: messenger RNA, 2217 nt
Organism: Artibeus jamaicensis (Jamaican fruit-eating bat)
Lineage: Eukaryota; Metazoa; Chordata; Mammalia; Chiroptera; Phyllostomidae
Gene: RBBP5
Product: RB binding protein 5, histone lysine methyltransferase complex subunit
Exons: 14
Coding region: 132-1631 (499 amino acids)
Cellular component (GO): Set1C/COMPASS complex
Molecular function (GO): protein binding
Source: RefSeq, a predicted model, not a curated record
CUAAACCAGAAAGUCUGCGGAGCUAGUGCCGGGCAAUUUGCGGUGCUCCCGACUUGGACGUAGUGUUAGAAACAGGCAGGGGGGAAGGCGCUGUCGCUGGAGCUGAAACCAGGCGGCCGGAGUUCUCAGGGAUGAACCUCGAGUUGCUGGAGUCCUUUGGGCAGAAUUAUCCAGAGGAAGCUGAUGGAACUUUGGAUUGUAUCAGCAUGGCCCUGACCUGCACCUUUAACAGGUGGGGCACACUGCUCGCAGUUGGCUGUAACGAUGGCCGAAUUGUCAUCUGGGAUUUUUUGACAAGAGGCAUUGCUAAAAUAAUCAGUGCGCACAUCCAUCCAGUCUGUUCUUUAUGCUGGAGUCGAGAUGGUCAUAAGCUUGUGAGUGCUUCCACAGAUAACAUAGUGUCACAAUGGGAUGUUCUUUCAGGCGACUGCGACCAGAGGUUUCGAUUCCCUUCACCCAUUUUAAAAGUCCAGUAUCAUCCACGAGAUCAGAACAAGGUUCUCGUGUGUCCCAUGAAAUCUGCUCCUGUCAUGUUGACCCUUUCAGAUUCCAAACAUGUUGUUCUGCCGGUAGAUGAUGAUUCCGACUUGAACGUGGUUGCCUCUUUUGAUAGGCGAGGGGAAUAUAUCUAUACAGGAAAUGCAAAAGGCAAGAUUUUGGUCCUAAAAACAGAUUCUCAGGAUCUUGUUGCUUCCUUCAGAGUAACAACUGGAACAAGCAAUACCACAGCCAUUAAGUCCAUAGAGUUUGCCCGGAAGGGGAGUUGCUUUUUAAUUAACACAGCGGAUCGAAUAAUCAGAGUUUACGAUGGCCGAGAAAUCUUAACCUGUGGAAGAGAUGGAGAGCCGGAGCCUAUGCAGAAAUUACAGGACUUGGUAAAUAGGACCCCGUGGAAGAAAUGCUGUUUCUCUGGGGAUGGAGAAUACAUAGUGGCGGGUUCGGCCCGGCAGCAUGCCCUGUACAUCUGGGAGAAGAGCAUAGGCAACCUGGUGAAGAUUCUCCACGGGACAAGAGGAGAGCUCCUGCUGGACGUGGCUUGGCAUCCUGUUCGACCCAUCAUAGCUUCCAUUUCUAGUGGAGUGGUAUCUAUCUGGGCGCAAAAUCAAGUAGAAAAUUGGAGUGCCUUUGCACCAGACUUCAAAGAAUUGGAUGAAAAUGUAGAAUAUGAGGAAAGGGAGUCAGAGUUCGAUAUUGAAGACGAGGACAAGAGUGAGCCGGAGCAGACAGGGGCUGAUGCUGCUGAGGAUGAGGAGGUGGACGUCACCAGCGUGGAUCCCAUUGCUGCUUUCUGUAGCAGUGAUGAAGAGCUGGAAGAUUCAAAGGCUCUAUUAUAUUUACCCAUUGCCCCUGAGGUAGAAGACCCAGAAGAAAAUCCUUAUGGCCCCCCACCAGAUGCAGUCCAAACCUCCUUGAUGGACGAAGGUGCUAGUUCAGAGAAGAAGAGGCAGUCUUCAGCAGAUGGGUCCCAGCCACCUAAGAAGAAACCCAAAACAACCAAUAUAGAACUUCAAGGAGUACCAAAUGAUGAAGUCCAUCCACUACUGGGUGUGAAGGGGGAUGGCAAAUCCAAGAAGAAGCAAGCAGGCCGGCCUAAAGGAUCAAAAGUUAAUAGUUCACAGCAGCCCAUCUAAGGAUGCCCAUCAGAGGUUGAACAGCUUCUAUGGAAUGAUCAGGAAAGUGUUCAUUUGAUUUUACUAUUGAGGAUUUUAUUUAUUGGUCAGUUGUUGGCGUAUAGAAAUACCAACACUAGUUUUCAUUAACAUUUCAUCAUACGUGGAAUUCCGGAGCGAUGAGAAUGUCACCGAAGGAACAGGGGUAUUUGGAAAGGGGUCGUUCCUCACUGUUACUCAUUUAGGGACCAAGCGGUCUAAUACGUGAGAGAUGUGAUAUGUAAUGCCUUAGAAUUAAUUCUUUUUACCUGCUGCAAAAUUUGUUAACACCUUGGAGAAUGGCUAAUUAGCCUAGAGAAUGUGUGGAACUCAUCCUUUCACCAUUUUUGCCCUUUGGGGCAGUACUGAGAAAGUACGGGGUGGAGGUUUGGGUUUGGGGUUAUGCUUCAAUGAAGAAGAGUAACUGGGAGUGGGAGUUGGUUUUAACUUAGAGGGGGAAUUCUUAGCCCAUGUGUGCUUGUCAUGCAUCAUCCAGCAUCUGUCAGUAUUUCUGCUCUGCUCAGCAGCUGGUUUAGUUGAUAUUAACGGAAAUCUCUUUGUGUCUGAU